UGGCUCCGCCCACAGUUAAGCUCGCGCCGUCUGUCCUCUCUUACGUCCGCAGAUAAGAUGUAAAUACUGCCGGUCCACGGCAGUCAAACCAUUCGUUUCUAACGACAACUAGCGUAAAAUGAGUGGUCGCGGGAAAGGAGGAAAAGGACUCGGUAAAGGAGGCGCUAAGCGUCACCGUAAAGUUCUCCGUGAUAACAUCCAGGGCAUUACUAAACCCGCCAUCCGCCGUCUGGCUCGCCGCGGCGGAGUGAAGCGUAUCUCCGGUCUGAUCUACGAGGAGACCCGCGGUGUGCUGAAGGUGUUCCUGGAGAACGUGAUCCGUGAUGCCAUCACCUACACCGAGCACGCCAAGAGGAAGACGGUGACCGCCAUGGAUGUGGUGUACGCUCUGAAGAGACAGACCCUGUACGGCUUCGGAGGCUAA
This is a messenger RNA of Sander lucioperca (pikeperch), 424 nucleotides long. RefSeq names its product histone H4 type VIII-like. Gene Ontology annotation, molecular function: structural constituent of chromatin; protein heterodimerization activity; DNA binding. Gene Ontology annotation, biological process: nucleosome assembly. NCBI's taxonomy places the organism in Eukaryota, Metazoa, Chordata, Actinopteri, Perciformes, Percidae. The transcript has 2 exons. Gene Ontology annotation, cellular component: nucleosome. The record is from RefSeq and is a predicted model, not a curated record. The coding region runs from base 119 to 424 and encodes 101 amino acids.